Messenger RNA from Carlito syrichta (Philippine tarsier), 2098 nucleotides. It is a transcript of the gene PUS10, whose product is annotated as pseudouridylate synthase 10. The transcript is spliced from 18 exons. The record is from RefSeq and is a predicted model, not a curated record. Gene Ontology annotation, biological process: tRNA pseudouridine synthesis. NCBI's taxonomy places the organism in Eukaryota, Metazoa, Chordata, Mammalia, Primates, Tarsiidae. Gene Ontology annotation, molecular function: RNA binding; pseudouridine synthase activity. Bases 75 to 1661 code for a protein of 528 amino acids.
UUCGAGGGCCGGAAGGGGUUAAAUCUCAGGCUACAGCGUCUUGGGAACAGGUGAGGAGGUUAUAUUUACUCAGUAUGUUUCCACUGACUGAGGAAAACAAGCAUGUGGCCCAGUUGUUGUUCAAUACUGGUACCUGUCCAAGAUGUAUCUUCAGAUUCUGUGGUGUGGAUUUCCAUGCACCUUACAAACUUUCAUACAAGGAGUUGCUCAAUGAACUACAGAAAUUUCUGGAAAUGGAAAAAGAUGAAUUAAUUUUGGAAGUUUCAAACCCACCUCCCAAGAAAAUUCGACUACAAGAACUGGAAGAUAGUACUGAUAAUCUGAGUCAAAACGGGGGGAGGAUCUCUGGUAUUGACGAUGGAAGCAUUGUUUGCAAGAACCCAAAUUUAAGUGUAUGCAAUGUAUGCCUAGGAAUUCUUCAAGAAUUUUGUGAGAAGGAUUUCAUUAACAAGGUGUGCCAAAAGGUUGAGGCAUCUGGGUUUGAAUUCACCAACUUGGUAUUUUCAGUCUCCUUCCCACCACAACUAUCUGUAAGAGAGCAUGCUGCAUGGUUGCUGGUAAAACAGGAAAUGGGAAAGCAGAAUCUGUCGCUGGGAAGAAAUGACAUAGUUCAGCUAAAAGAAGCCUACAAAUGGAUAGCUCACCCGCUGUUUUCAGAGGAAUUGGGUGUUCCCAUUGAUGGAAAGAGCUUGUUUGAAGUGAGUGUGGUCUUUGCUCACCCAGAAACAGUUGAGGAUUGCCACUUCCUAGCUGCAAUAUGCCCAGAUUGUUUCAAGCCAGCCAAAAACAAACAAUCAGUAUUCACCAGAAUGGCAGUUAUGAAAGCUUUGAAUAAGAUAAAAGAAGAGGAUUUCCGCAAGCAGUUUCCUUGUCCUCCAAACUCACCAAAGGCUGUAUGCACUGUUCUUGAAAUUGAAUGUGCUCAUGGUGCUGUUUUUGUGGCUGGGAGAUAUAAUAAAUACUCCAGGAAUCUACCGCAAACUCCUUGGAUAAUUGAUGGAGAAAGGAAGCUGGAAUCUUCAGUGGAAGAAUUAAUUUCAGAUCAUCUGUUGCGAGUAUUCAAAGCAGAGAGUUUUAAUUUUUCAUCCUCUGGAAGAGAAGAUGUAGAUGUGAGAACAUUAGGAAAUGGAAGGCCCUUUGCAAUUGAGCUGGUGAAUCCUCAUAGAGUACAUUUCACUUCACAAGAAAUUAAGGAACUUCAGCAGAAAAUUAAUAGCUCAUCUAACAAAAUCCAAGUACGUGACUUGCAGCUUGUCACAAGGGAGGCAAUAGGACAUAUGAAAGAAGGAGAAGAAGAAAAGACCAAAACCUAUAGUGCCUUAAUAUGGACAAAUGAAGCAAUACAGAAGAAAGACAUUGAAUUCCUAAAUGACAUAAAGGACUUAAAGAUCGACCAGAAAACACCCCUGCGGGUCCUUCACCGGAGGCCCUUGGCUGUGAGAACGCGUACCAUUCACUCCAUGGAGAUACACUAUGUGGAUGAGCAUCAUUUUCGCCUCCACCUGAAAACUCAGGCUGGAACCUACAUUAAAGAGUUUGUACAUGGAGACUUUGGGAGAACCAAGCCAAACAUUGGCUCUCUGAUGAAUGUGACUGCAGACAUUCUGGAGCUGGACGUUGAGUCUGUAGAUGUUGACUGGCCACCUGCACUGGAUGACUAGCUUUCAAACUUGGAGACCAAGAGUAGGGUUUUCCUGGCAUGAUGGAGACGUCCGUGGAGCAUACGCUGUAGAAAUGGCUGUUUACCCACCAUAACGGUGUCUUGGAAACCAUUUGGAUCAUGUUGAUCUAUAUAUUUUUUAAUUUGUUGUAACAUCUCAGGAUCUAUAUAUGUGUAUAUUUUGUGUUAAAUUGUUCCAAGGGUGUCUUGUUAUUUUUCUCAUUCCCUCUCUCACCCCUACAGACCAAACUAUAAAUAAGGAAACCAUUCUCUUUAAUUCUUUCAUUUAGAGAGGUACAUGGGCAGGACACAUUCUCUAUUAAUCUGAGAAGCUAUAAUUUCUUUUAGCAAGAUUUCCCUCCACAAGAGACGAACACCUUUAAAAUCAUGUUCUUGGCUGGGCGUGGUGGCUUAUGCCUGUAAUCCCAGCACUUUGGG